GGGCGCGCGGGCGGCGGCCGUUGGGGCGCGCGCGCGGCGCAGCGAGGCGCCCUGUCAGAGCCGGUGCUGCUGCUGCGGCGAGGCGGAGCAUGGGGUCGGGAGAGCUGAUGCAGAAGAUAAGCAUCGGCGCAGAGAGUCCCCGGGGCGGUGAGAGGAGCGACGUGGGCUCCGGGCUGGCCGUGGCGGAGAGGGCCACCCCCGGCUCCUGGAGGCAGAAGUGCGCGGCCUAUGUGCUGGCCCUCAGGCCUUGGAGCUUCAGUGCUUCCCUCACGCCGGUGGCCCUCGGCAGCGCGCUGGCCUACCGGGCCCAAGGAGCGUUAGACCCAGGACUGCUGGUGGGAAGCGCCGUGACUGUCCUCGCUGUGCACGGAGCAGGCAACCUGGUGAAUACCUACUACGACUUUUCUAAAGGUAUUGACCACAAGAAGAGUGAUGACAGGACUUUGGUGGACCAGAUUUUAGAGCCUCAGGAUGUAGUCCGGUUUGGAGUCUUCCUUUAUACUGUGGGCUGUAUCUGUGCUGCUGGGCUCUACUGUGUCUCUACACUCAAGCUGGAACAUCUGGCCUUAAUUUACUUUGGGGGACUUUCCAGCUCCUUCCUUUAUACUGGAGGAAUUGGAUUUAAAUAUGUUGCACUUGGAGACGUGGUGAUCCUGAUCACCUUUGGGCCCCUGGCUGUCAUGUUUGCCCAUGCUGUGCAGAUCUUGCCGCUUGAUUCACAUGGCCUUUGGGAGAAUAGAUUGUUUCAGCCAGUAUGUAGCUGUGUGAAAAAACAGACCAUACCAAACUCACCUGGGAAAUACCAGUGAUUUUCAGUGGCACCAUAACCUGGGAUGAAUUUGGUCCAUUCCAUGUUUCCCAGUGGCAGUUGAACUCUCUUCUAAGUUGAAGAAAAAGUAUCGGCUUCCUAUAUGUAGGUUUUUGGUGAAAUGUUUGUUCACAGAAGUUUUGAAAAGGUUGACUGGAAUCGAUACAGAUGUUGGACAGGAGCUCCUGGUGCCUGGAGCACAGCCUUGCUUUUGAACCAAAACAAAGUGGGCUUUUAAAUAUGAGCAAUAAACUAACAACAGGGAGUUCAACAUUAUCCUGCAUUUGUCAUAGGUAAAUUAUGCCCUUGUGGUGUUCAUCUGACAGUGUUGUUACGGUGUUGUUUUAGUAGAGUGUACUGACAGUGGCAAAGCUGAGUUGAUGUGAGGUUACAUAGUAUAGGUAGUUCAAGUGACUGUUUCAGUGGCUUCAUGUUACCCAGCUGUUGGUCUGCUGCUUGACAGCUGAGUUGUAAAAUCUACCUGGAGAGAAUCCUUACAGUUGAUACAAGUCCUGGAUUUACCUUUUGUUGAAAUUGUGCAGAUACCUGGACUCUCUCUAGGCACAAGAUGAAAGGAGGUGGACUUCAGCAAGUAUGUGCUGCUUUCUGCAGCCAAAGAUUUGGUUAGAAUAGGAUGAGAAGAUGCUAAAAUUGAGCUCAGCCAAAUGGAUGGAAAUACUCGGAAGCUUUUGGAAGCUGCUUUUAAGACAGAUGUAUUCAACCCAGCGUCUACUGUUACUUCAUUGCACACCUAAGGAAGAGCCUGGUUUAGAGACCCACUUAACUUUUCUGUGAAGCAAAAGACAUGGACCUGAGUUGGUACAUCUGUUAAUCUUGCACUUGGGGAUAGGUGGUUUUAUUAGGUUAAUCCCAGCAUGGCUUUGUUGCUACCCUUCUUAGCAGCUGAGUGCUUUGAUUUGUGAUAGCUUGCUCUUGUAUGCUAUCUGUUUAAAAAAAUGGAUAGUUACUUUUUCUUAUUCUUUUUCUAUAUAGUGGAAUAUGCUAGCUAAAUUGUAAUACUCGAGCUAAAUUCCUUAAAUUAACUAAAACAUGACUCAUACAUCUGAUAACUGGAAUUUUUGUACUGAUGGAGAGAAAAAUCUAGAAAAAGGUUUUGAUGGAGUAGUGUAUGUAACUGUAGUUUAUCUAAGCUACCGUUUACCAGUAGGGAAAAGCUCCCUGUGCAAGAUGCCUGCUCAGUGCUGGGAAGGACCAGCAUUUUCUGUUAAAGAGAUGAAGCAAGAGUCACUGGUACUUGUCUAGGUGAGAGGAUUUCAAUGCAGUAUAAUACUAGAAAUGGGAUACAAAUCCAACUAAAAUGUUAUUGAUAGGAUGUAAAAAAGACUAUCAUUCCAGGCUUUUAAGAAUAUUGAUAAUAAAUAACACUGUUUCUUCACUGUGGCUUUGAGGAAGUUGUUCAACUUCUAUAGGUCUCGUAAAACAGAGCUAAUUUUUGCCUACCUCACAGGGAUACUGAGCCGACAUCAUUGUUGUGAAGAAGCUUUGAAAGUAAAAUAUGGUUUAUCUCUGUGUGUUUUUCAAAAGUAUGUUAGUAUUAGAAAAUUUUUAGGUAUAAACAAACCUAACAGAUGAUUUUAACCACUAUAGGUAGAGACUAGAAACCUCCACACAAACACUAGGUGGUAAGAGCGGUUUCUUUCUUGGUUUGUUUUAUGAUGAGGAUGCUAGGUCUCUCUCACUAACCCUCUCAUCCCUUUUCCCGUGCUAUUUCCCGCAAAUAAAAACUUUUCAAGCUUCUUUCAGGUCUCUCCUGAUGGGCUGCGUGCAGUGUGAUGAGUCCAUGUAGGUAGGUUAACAGAUUUGUAGUCCACCUGUUCAUGUAUGCUAAAACACGUCUUGGCCUUUCUUCUUACCUAGAGAAAAAAAUCAAUAAAGUGUCUGAAUGUUGAUCUGUUAAAUAAACUGUGCUGAAUUAUUUUAAAUCACUCUGGAUUGUAUGUCUACACAUAUAUUAAGAGCAUCAUUCUGGAAGGAGAAUGGUCUUGGUCUCAGUGUUUAUUUAUGGUAUAGGUGCAUAAAAGUGCAUAUUCUCCGUAAAAGAGGCCUUCUGUGAACCACAUAGUCCUGUCCACCUGUAACAUGGAAUAAAAAAAAUUUAGUAGCAGUGAUCAUCUCAUACUAAUGGCAGACUUCAGCAUUGUUGCAAUGUUUUCAUCAACGAGCAGAACUUCCUUUGAUGCAGUUUUCUGUGCCAUGUACUAUUCAGCAUUUGUAGUGAGAUUUCAGCUGAACUUUUAAUCUUUUUAAUAAAGAUGGACUUCAUCAUCA
Rhea pennata is the source of this 3097-nucleotide messenger RNA. It is a transcript of the gene UBIAD1, whose product is annotated as UbiA prenyltransferase domain containing 1. The record is from RefSeq and is a predicted model, not a curated record. Gene Ontology annotation, molecular function: prenyltransferase activity. NCBI's taxonomy places the organism in Eukaryota, Metazoa, Chordata, Aves, Rheiformes, Rheidae. Gene Ontology annotation, cellular component: Golgi membrane; endoplasmic reticulum. The transcript has 4 exons. Gene Ontology annotation, biological process: menaquinone biosynthetic process; vitamin K biosynthetic process. The coding region runs from base 90 to 809 and encodes 239 amino acids.